This is a messenger RNA of Setaria italica (foxtail millet), 550 nucleotides long. RefSeq lists its product as uncharacterized. The transcript has 3 exons. NCBI's taxonomy places the organism in Eukaryota, Viridiplantae, Streptophyta, Magnoliopsida, Poales, Poaceae. Bases 4 to 330 code for a protein of 108 amino acids. The record is from RefSeq and is a predicted model, not a curated record.
UCAAUGAAUAAGAUUACAGAAGACUUGGAUGAGUACCUCAAGGUGGAUUGUUCCUCCAAGGAGAAAUGCUCUACAAUGUGGAAGCUUGAGGAUAUACUAGCACGAUUGAAGAAUUUAACGAACAGGUUAGGAUUGUAUUCCAUGCCAAAAAAUGUCAUGCUAGAAGAAAGUUGUAGGGACGAAGAAGAUGAAGAUGAUGACGAAGAUGAAGAUAGUGACAAUUGGAUGCAAGAUGAUGCAAGAAAGACUAAGCGUCAAUGGAUAUGCAAAGCAAGCAAGUGUUCAGAAGAAAAGGAUGAAGAGAAAAGAAAGACUAAGCGGCAACGGUGACAAGCGAUAUAGUUUUUUUCUUAGGUUAACUAACGAGGAUCACAGUAGAUCUUCUCCUGAAUUACCUUCAUAAGCACGCAAUGAAUUAUCUUCGCCUAUCCAACAAAUAUACAAUUGAAGGCAAAAGACUAGGCUGUAUUGAUGUAUGCAUGAACAUGUAGCUUUUGUGUGGACGCGUGGUGGAAUUAGUGGUUAAAUCUGACUGAGUGUAUGUGCUGUA